AGCGUGUCGGAGCCAUGCCUGAUGGAUUGCAGGCCGGAUGGCUUCCUCUCGCCCAGUGUGGCACUUGGUGUCAUGGGGUGUUGGGCCUGGACCACGGCCGGGUGACGGACACCUGGCGCUGGAUUUGGCAGCGCCGCGAUCAAAGCAAAGGUUCAGCUUUGCCGCCCUUGCUGCCUUUGCCAAAGGAGGAGGUACGGCGUCGGCUGCAAGAGCAGCGACGCCAGAUGCAGAAUCCGUCUCCGCGAGGUGUGCCCCGCCGGAUCCACGGCAAGAGCCCUGACCCACGUGGAGGAUUUGCGACAAAGUCGUCCAGCCCAAGCAUUGCCAGCGGUGUACGUCAGUGUGGAGGCCUCCGCCGAAUCCACGGCAAGAGCCCUGACCCACGUGGAGGAUAUUCGACCAAAUCGGCCCCAAGCAUUGCCAGCGGUGUACGUCAGUGUGGAGGCCUCCGCCGAAUCCACGGCAAGAGCCCUGACCCACGUGGAGGCCGGAUCCAUGGCAAGAGUCCCGAGCCACGGAGCCGCAGCCCGUUGGGCAACGCCUCUGCGCCAGUGACGCCCGUGAGGCCAGCACCAGCCGCGCAUUCCAACGGCUCGAAGGCCGGACUGGCCGAUGUCUCUGCACCUCGUCCUACCAGGCCCUCUGGUCGCGCUACUGAGCUUGACACUCGCAGUCGGCCUGCGUCCGAGGUGACCCAUCGCCUGCGCUGCAAAAGCCCCGACCCUCGCAAGAGUGGCCAGGACACAACCCGAGCUCCGCGUGAGCCCCUGUGCCCGGGCCUUUUGAGGCGCUUGCUGGGGCCAGAGCCAAGGUUGAGGGCAGACGUUUGCAAAGAGGUGGAGGUUCAUCAGGAUGAGGCCAGCAGGAUUCUGGCAGAGAUGCGCUUGGCACGCGCAGGACAGCAUUCUCGCUGAGUGCCGGCGAAGCUGUGGGCCCGCAACUUUUGCUGGGCUGCAGCCAAUUCACUCGGGGCUCGCCCUAAACAUUGCCUGGACCUGGUUGCAGCCUAUGCCC
Messenger RNA from Effrenium voratum, 1014 nucleotides. Lineage: Eukaryota; Dinophyceae; Suessiales; Symbiodiniaceae. The record is from the annotation of a GenBank genome assembly.